Molecule: messenger RNA, 2391 nt
Organism: Mercenaria mercenaria
Lineage: Eukaryota; Metazoa; Mollusca; Bivalvia; Venerida; Veneridae
Product: heparan-alpha-glucosaminide N-acetyltransferase-like
Exons: 1
Coding region: 62-1804 (580 amino acids)
Source: RefSeq, a predicted model, not a curated record
UUCUGUUGUUGUCAUCCUUUGUUGUUUUGUAUCAUUUUGUUGCUGUGACGAUCCAUCAAUUAUGAUGUGUCCAUCUACACGGACAGCGAGAAGUGGAAUUAACAUAGCUGAACUGUCUGUGAAUACACAAGGAGUGAACAGUACGAUCGUUUUACAGCUGAUUUCUGCUGAAUGUCACACUUGUGCUCUGCAGAAUGUCUCAAUUAUUCCAGCAGAGAAACAGAACUGUUCUGUGAUAGUUGAUACCAGAUGGCCAGUACGGAUGGCCAUCAUCACCACUAACCUGGCUGAUGUUAUUGAUGAAAGUUGUAAAGAUCUUGGUGCAGGUUUUGAAGAAAAUGGAAACUAUGUGAUUUAUGUAAAAAUGAAGGACAAAACAAUUACUUGUCAGUCCCCUAUUCGGACAGGAAGUGAUCCAGCUGAUAGCAAUAUAACUAUUUAUGUUACCAUUGGGAUUUUUGCUGGUCUGGCAUUGGCUUGUUUAGGAUUUAGUAAAAGCAAGCGCAGCUUUAUGAAGGUCUUGUAUCAGAUACAUCCCAAUGCUGUAGACACUUAUGCAUACACGGAACAAGAUCUUGGCACCCCAACAAACGGCUCUAAGGAAAAUGGCAAUAGGAAGGUGGAACGGCUAAAAUCCUUGGACACUUUUCGUGGGAUAUCGCUUGUUAUCAUGAUGUUUGUAAAUUAUGGGGGUGCAGACUAUUGGUUUUUCAGUCAUUCCAAAUGGAAUGGACUUACUGUAGCAGAUUUGGUGUUUCCAUGGUUUAUAUGGAUAAUGGGAACAGCAAUGUCUUAUUCUUAUCUUUCAUUAGCCCGAAAGAAUGUGCAGAAAGGAAAAAUAUUUACCAAAAUACUUCGUAGAUCAGUUGUCCUUUUUGCACUUGGAUUUCUAGUGAGUUCGGCCGGUUCCAGAAAUUUCACAAAAUGGCGAGUGAUGGGUGUGCUUCAGCGCUUCUCCCUUACUUACUUUAUAACUGCUACUGUUCACAUGUUUGUUAUGAAGGAUUCAAAUGUAGGGGCUACUGAGAAAUGGAGGGAUGUACGUGAUUUAGUAAACUAUUGGAAAGAAUGGAUUGUGCAGUUACUGCUUCUGUUUAUACAUAUUUGUAUCACAUUUUUUCUCAAAGUACCAGGUUGCCCUACUGGCUAUUUAGGGCCGGGUGGUCUUGCGAAUGAUGGAAAUGGCGAAGAUGUUAGUCUUUGUACAGGAGGUGCGGCACGAUACGUGGAUUAUUCCAUACUUGGAGAUAAGCUAAUUUAUAAAAGUCCAACAUGUGCUGAAAUCUACCAGACGACAGUACCAUAUGAUCCGGAGGGUUUUCUAGGUGUUCUGACGUCCUGCUUUCUCUGCUUCCUGGGCUUGCAAGCAGGAAAAAUACUUGUAACUUUUCAAGGCGUUCAAGCAAGAGUUAAAAGAUUCUUAAUCUGGUCAGUUGUGUUGGGAAGCAUUUCUGCUAUCUUGUGUAAAGCUAGUAAAAAUGAUGGCUGGAUUCCAAUUAACAAAAACUUGUGGUCGAUUUCUUAUAUUUUGGCCAUGGCAUCGAUGGCGUUUGUGUUACUUACGUUUUGUUACUUGACUGUGGAUGUAUAUAAGGUAUGGAGUGGUGCUCCAUUCUAUUUCCCAGGAAUGAACUCGAUCGUGGUGUAUGUGUGCCAUGAAGUAUUCAGUACACCAUUCCAGACAUUUUGGGACAUCGAGCCGGGUUCACAUGCAGUUGCUAUGCUUAUCAAUGUUUGGGACGUAUCAUUUUGGAUUUUGUUAUCAUUUUACUUGUAUCACAAGAAAAUAUUCAUAUCUGUAUAAAUGUGUGGUCAUGUUAUGUGUAACGGCAUAUUAUAAUGAUAAAAAAGAGAUAUAAGGGCUUUUUGGAUGAAAAAAAGUGUACUUUGCUUUCAGUGGGCAGAAUAUCCAUUUCAUUGAUUUCAAAUUAUUAUUAUUAUUAUUAUACCACAUUUAUAUAGCACUCUUUUCAUGCACUUGUACACGUUCAAAAGUGCUUUACAGAAUAAAUUGCAAAAAUACAAACAAAUACGUAUACAAAGAUAAUGCAUUCCACAUUAACAAAAAUCAUGAAUGAAAACAAGUAUAAUUUAAAAAAAAACAAGAUAAAAAAAAAAUAAAUGUAUCGGUCAGUUAACAAAAUAUUGUACAAAAAAGUGGGUUUUGAGCAGGCAUUUGAAUCCAUUUGAAUAGUAACAUUAUUUGUGUAACUUCUGAUUAAUUUUACUUCAUUAAUGUCAGAAUUGUGUAACAGGAUCUUUUCAUUAGCAUUUUACAGAUAUUGAAGCUAAAGUGAAAUCAGCAUUCUAGAUAAAUUACACAUGGCUAGCCUAUUCUUUGUAAAUAAAUGUGUAAAUAAUUUGUGAGAAAGUAAAACUUGUAAAACUAAA